AUGUCUAGCGAAUAUGACCAUUUUGAUGACGAUCUCGACGUGCCAAGCACAACUAUGGAUUCUUCCUCCUACACUCAAUCAGCAGACGGAACGUUGGUAAUAAUGGUUGUUCGUGCAAAACAUCUACCCAAUCGAAGAAAGCUAGAUAAGCAAUCGCCCUACGUUGUUGUACGGUUGGGUACUACUGCAAAAAAGACUAAAUCCGAUUUCCGAGCAGGCCAAACACCAGAAUGGACCCAUGAAAUCAGGUUUGAUAUCACCCGAGAAAAGAAGCCAUCACUAAAAAUUGAUCUAUUAGAUGAAACAAAAGGCGAUCCAACGCCUAUUGGAAGCUGUGAGAUUGACGCGUCUCAAGUAUUUUCAGACCCUGACAAUAAACAAAAGGGGAAGUACAUUCUUGAUAAAUGGUAUGACUUGACAUUCCAGGGUAAAAGAGCAGGUAUGCUUUAUUUAGAAAUGACGUUUUAUCCAACCGCACCAGUGCUACCACCAAAGUUACCAUCCCAUGAAGAAAGCGGAAUGCAUCAUGUGCAAAUUGAUAGCGGGAGACCUUACGGCAUGGCUGUCACACCAGUACAUUCGCCCCCAUCACAGCCCUGGAAACAUGAGUCCAAUCCCGUUCACGAUGUAUUUGUUUCUCUGGAUGGCUCAAAGCAUAGUAAGCGGUCGUCAAUAUUCCUGAAAACCAGUCAAUAUUUUGUCAAUACGGGCGAAGGAAGUGCCUCGAGUCAUGAGAACCCGGACGAAGUCAUAUUACUGCAGCCAAAAGUGGGCAGCAAGAGCCCAAACAAGUAUAUGUCAAAAUUCAAUAAACUUAAGGACAAGUUUCAAUCAAAGCAAUCGCUAUGGGGUAGCUCAGGAAAUGAAAAUAGUACUAGCUCAUUCUUUUCCAGCCCGUCAAGACGAGACAUUUCUCCCAUUAGUGCUUAUGGAUCUAACGAUGUGAAUGAGUUAGGGGAAGGGUUGCCAAAGAGUCAAAUAAGCCAGAACCAGAAACUCGACGAUUUUGACCUUGAUCUUGAGUUUAAGAUUCCUUCUCCCCCUCUGCCACCACCACAUCAGUCCCAAUCCAAGCCAUUACCAGCACCUCCAGGAAGAAAGCCCCCGUCACCGAUUUCAAAUAUAGAUUUCAAAGACAGCACAUCGAUGCCUUUUUCAGCUGAUAUGAUAGGUGUGGAUGAUAAUACGGACAGCUUGCCAACAAAGGUUUACCUACUAGAUGAGCCAGUCAAAUCGUUAACUUGUAACGCCAGAUACAACCCAAGCCAGGAAGUAACAGUAAAGGAUGAAAUUGAUCCCAAGUAUUACGCUCCUACACCAAGCGAACAUUUCAAUAGGCAGAUGCGAAUCUCCAAUAAUGCAGUAACCAAGGAUGACCUCAAGGUAGAUUUAAGAACCAAUAGAACGGGAUAUGUGGGUAAUGGUAAAUUCAGUCCAAGUGUUUUUCAAAAAAUCAAUACAAAUAAACCGUUUAACAUUUAUGAUGAAGAUGACGAUGACGACGAAGCAAAACCAGAUGUUCCUCCAAAAAUUCCUCAGGGGUUGAAUGAGAUGGAGUAUUAUCUAUUAGACAAGGAAAAGUAUCUCCGUGAUCUACAAGCUAGAAGGACAUGA
Molecule: messenger RNA, 1614 nt
Organism: Lodderomyces margitis
Lineage: Eukaryota; Fungi; Ascomycota; Pichiomycetes; Serinales; Debaryomycetaceae
Gene: INN1
Product: Inn1p
Exons: 1
Coding region: 1-1614 (537 amino acids)
Source: RefSeq, a predicted model, not a curated record